Tachysurus vachellii is the source of this 2630-nucleotide messenger RNA. Its product is annotated as tumor necrosis factor receptor superfamily member 1A. The record is from RefSeq and is a predicted model, not a curated record. Lineage: Eukaryota; Metazoa; Chordata; Actinopteri; Siluriformes; Bagridae. The coding region runs from base 845 to 2005 and encodes 386 amino acids. Gene Ontology annotation, cellular component: plasma membrane. The transcript has 10 exons. Gene Ontology annotation, molecular function: protein binding. Gene Ontology annotation, biological process: signal transduction.
UUUAUGUAUAUUUUUACCACCACCUUGGUUAUUCCUUCAUCAAUGGAUGUUGAUGGAUAUCCAUUUCUCGGGUUGGUCCACAAAGCUUUGGUCCACUGAUGAAGGCACAACUGAGGUUUCAUAGACAUUCAUAGGCUUCUUUUUGACACCCUGUUUUAAUAAUUGCAUGUUUUUCUUUGUUAACGUAGCAAUAUUUAUUAUGUGGCAUGUCCACCUUACAAGUCCUAUAGAAAUGUAUUAGAAUGAGCAAAUCAGCUGAAAAUAUUUCUCUGUGAUAAAAUUAAGAUUUUCUUAUUUUUUCUUAUUAUGUUUCAUUUUAUAAAGAGCAUGAAAACUCUUUUGGAACCCAUGAGCCUUUUACUCUCCACUGGGUGUCGUUAUUAGGUCUGUUACUCAAAAGCACCUACAAAACAAUCUGCAUAAAUGAAUUUUUAUUUAUUACAUACAGAGCAGCCACAAAGUGACCUAAUAGUCAAAAAAAGUAGAGGAUGUUCCCCCAUGACAACAGUUUUACCAUCCCAGCCUACUAACAUUACUUGGGCACCUGUUAAGCACUCUGAAAGGUUUGUUGGUUUGACGUAUUUUCCUGUGUCAAAUUUCUGAGAAUCUUUUUUUUUUUUCACCACCACAUAAAGUUUCAGGUCCUCAUGCUAAACUUCCUGUUAGCAGUAGUCUUUUUGUGGAAGAGCAUUUUAAUGAAAUCUGCAUUGGAGCUUGCCUUAGGUUACAACGAAGUACAGUUCAAUUAUCUGUAUAUCUUUUGUUUAUUUAAGUUCUUAUUUGGUCAAAUGUUUAUGCUGAAGUUGAAGUUUCUGUUCAUGGAUAUUUUAAUACUCAUUUUCCUAUGACCAUGUCGCAAGUGUUUAUGGUAUUUGCGCUAAUUGCUGCCUCUCUGUGCUACAGUGGAGACUGUUUAGAUAAAUGUUCAAGGCCCUUGCCUGAUAAUCAGAUGCUUACCACAACUCAAUGUUUGGCAGGCUAUUACAAGAAAAGAACUUGCCCAGAUUCAAAAGAGAUUCUCUGUGAAAAAUGUGGAAAGGAUAAAUACACAGAAUUUAACAACACCGUGUAUGACUGCAUGCCUUGCAAUGUCUGUAAAACAAAUGAGAUUAUUAAGAGUGAAUGUACAAAUCAAAAGAACCGGGAAUGCGCCUGCAAAGCUGGGCUUUACCUGAGUUAUGACCUUCCAAACUUGAGGAAUUGUGAAAACUGUACGAGAUGCAAAAACUGUAGCACAUGCCCUGAAUGUGAAGGCAACUGUGGAAGGGAAAUUUGUGGGAUUGGCUUGUUCAGGGAUCAAAUGGGGAAAUGCCAAUCAUGUGCUGAACACCAUUGCAUAGACAAGUCCUGUGAAUCCUUUUGUCACAAAGUUCCAGUUCCUACCACAAAAUGGAUUAUGGCACUUGUGAUCAUCCUGACCAUACUGCUGCUGCUUGGACAUUUUGCCCUGUUUUGCUUUGUAUGUGCAACCAGUAAGAGACGAGAGCUUUGUCGCUGGGCUCCCAAAAAGUAUGUGAAUGAAAGACCUAAUGAUCAUGAUGAAGUUCCACUAAACACUUUACCUGAUCAACCUGCAGGCCAGCUGAUUUAUCUGCCAAAGAACAUGAUACCUGGAAGUGUAGUGAAAGAUCCAGGGACAAUAGACUUAGACGGGAUUCGUCAAACCACAGCUUCCCUUGGAGACAUAAAAGAGCCGACCACAGCUGAGGCAGAGAAGGAGAUGUGGCCGGCCCCGGUGCUUUACACCAUCAUCAGACAGGUACCUGUGCGGCGUUGGAAGGAGUUCUUACGAUUGCUUUCCCUAACUGACGAUCAAAUGGAGAGAGUGGAACUGGAGGCAAGAGGCUCCUAUUUGGAGCUGCAGUAUCAGAUGUUGCGUCUCUGGACCCAGAUGAGUGGUGCUUGCCUGGAGAACAUCUACUCUACACUACAUUAUAUGGACCUGUCAGGGUGUGCAGAGGAUCUGAAGGAGAAUCUGCAGCAGUUGCAGGGCACCUUGGUCUAGGUGUGUCUGUGAACUUUUACCUCUCAUCAGACCCUCUGUUCUCACAUACACCGAAGCUGAAUGUUUGGAACAUUUUUUUUCAUAACAGAUAUGAAAUGAAUAAUAGGCAGCGCUGUUGAUUUCUAUGAUCUGAAAUGUACUAUAAAGUGCACAUAACGUAUAUUAGGAGACAACAGAUCAAAUGUAACAGUAAAUAAUUAUUGAACUAUAUUUACUUGCCACAGGUAUUGGGGCAGCACUCUAUGAGGACAAAUUUAAGCUAAUCCGCGUGAAGCCAUAAAGCUUCACCUACGUUCACUGGAGUUAAAAUGUCAGUUUAAAUAUCUUUGGUACUGAGCACCAGCUGGUGUUCUUUCUUUUUGAUACUGUAUUUGUAUUUAAAAAAAAGAGAGAAAACCACUUCAAUCAGAUCUGUAGGUUUUAAAAACCAUUAAAUGUUGAAGUAUUAUACAUCCACUGCCACAUAUGGUGGGCUGAGGGUGAAGUACAGUAUGUGACAUUUCUGAAAGUCACACUGGCACUUUACAUGCAUUUAUUAUGUUAUUCAUCUUUGGUCAUGUUACCUUGUUUAACUUUGAAUGUUUAUGUACUGUAAUUUGUGUAGAAUAAAUGUAUCUUAAAUGCA